Messenger RNA from Pungitius pungitius (ninespine stickleback), 823 nucleotides. It is a transcript of the gene higd1a, whose product is annotated as HIG1 hypoxia inducible domain family, member 1A. The transcript is spliced from 4 exons. Bases 156 to 431 code for a protein of 91 amino acids. NCBI's taxonomy places the organism in Eukaryota, Metazoa, Chordata, Actinopteri, Perciformes, Gasterosteidae. Gene Ontology annotation, cellular component: mitochondrion. The record is from RefSeq and is a predicted model, not a curated record. Gene Ontology annotation, biological process: mitochondrial respirasome assembly.
CUGCUGACGUCAUCGCUCCGUUUCAUAACGAAGCCGGUCCUCCACUUCCUGUCAACUUAGAUGCGACCAAGAGGCUCCAAAGACUCCCCAUAAACCUUUCCGGACCAUUUAUCUUUCGACGGUUUAAUUAGCGACUCACUCCUCAAACAAUCAAGAUGUCCGAAGAGGAUAAUGAUUCCAAGUUUAUGCGAAAAGCAAAGGAGAAUCCAUUCGUCCCAUUGGGAAUGGCCGGAUUCUUUGCCAUCGUUGGGUACAGACUGAUGAAAAUGAAAAAUCGGGGAGACACAAAAAUGUCAGUUCACCUGAUCCACAUGCGUGUCGCUGCUCAAGGCUUCGUGGUUGGAGCCAUAACUGUUGGGGUCCUGUAUUCGAUGUACAAAGAAUAUUAUGUGAAGCCCAGAGAAGAACGGAAAGCACUGACAGAGAAGUGAACACUCCGAAACUGACAUUUUUAUGCCUCUUAAUAUUACCUCAUGUUGAGGGGUGUAAAAUGUGCAUUUUUUUUUAUAGAUGCUUCAUAAUUUGUGUAUGCACACCUCUCCCUCAGCUGCUCAACGCUAAUGUCCUUAGGAAUAACUUAUUGAUUACACUUAUCCUCCAGGUUGUGUACCAGAGGGUCUGUAUUGAGUAGGAGGUGUAUUGAUCUCGUCUAUCUUUAGCACCGGUUACCCUCUGACUGUUUAAUGUUGUUAACCUGGCGGCUUUGAUCUCUGUGAGGAAAGAUCUGGAAAGACGGCGGACCGAUUUGUUGAUGUCCUUGUGAAAACUACAAAAUUUCGACAGGCUAUGUCUAGAUCGGAAAAUAAACACCAUUGGCAGCUGA